AUGACUAAAACAAAUGCUUAUCAAUGUCUUGGUACACAGGAUCCUUUACCUGAUCUUAUACAACGUACUAAUAAAUAUUUAUUAGAAUUACGUUUUGCUAAAUGGAUUACAAAAAAGCAAUAUGAGCAACUUUGUAUUAAAACAGAUGAAGUUGAAUUAGCUCAUCUGUAUUAUCUACCAAAACAUCAUAAACCGCAAACUCUUCUUCGACCAAUUAUUGCAGGUCUUAAACAUCCAACAAUAAAAAUUUCUAAGUUUCUUGAUGAUCUUUGA
Rotaria sp. Silwood1 is the source of this 273-nucleotide messenger RNA. NCBI's taxonomy places the organism in Eukaryota, Metazoa, Rotifera, Eurotatoria, Philodinida, Philodinidae. The record is from the annotation of a GenBank genome assembly.